This is a messenger RNA of Rotaria sordida, 765 nucleotides long. Lineage: Eukaryota; Metazoa; Rotifera; Eurotatoria; Philodinida; Philodinidae. The record is from the annotation of a GenBank genome assembly.
AUGAAUGUAAAAGAAUCUGAAGAGAAGAUCAAUCUAUCAAAUAUCGAUCAAAUAACACCAUUAUUACCUUCAAUAUUUAAUGCUACAACUGGAUUAGAUUUCUUAAGAGUGAUUGAUUCAUUGUAUGUUAAACAACUUCCUUCAUUGAAUGAAGUUGUAUUUGGUAUUGCAUCUGAAGCUAAAUUUGAUAUUUUUAAUGAUAAAAAUAUACGGAUAUUACAAGCUUUAGAAACUUCAACAUUUUGGCAACGUUGCUGUUGUACAACUAGACGACGUUUUAAAUUGCGUAUUAUGGAUAAUAAUAAUCAAGAUAUUAUUCUUAUUAAACGUUCAUUCAAAUGUUGUUCAGGCUGUUGUUGGUGUGCUUGUUCACAAUGUUGUAGUCAAGAAGUGACAGUCGAAUCACCGCCUGAAACUUUAAUUGGUACUGUAUCGCAAGAAGGAAGUUGUUGUCGAUCUAUUUUUGCAAUCAAAGAUGACGAUGAUAAUCAUAUUCUUACUGUACGUGGUCCUCUAGUGCGUUGCGAUGGACCACUGAGCUGUUGUUGUGAAACUAAAUUUACAUUAAUUGGUACAGAUGGAAGUACAGAAAUUGGAGCUAUUUAUAAAAAAUAUCGUGGUUUUAUUGAAGAAGCAACAACAAGUGCUGAUGUAUAUUUACUUAAAUUUCCAAUGGAUCUUGAUGUUAAAAUGAAGGCAAUGUUACUUGCUGCUCUCUUUCUCGUUGAGUAUAUGCUCUAUUCAGCUGUUCCAAGUAAAAAUUAA